Messenger RNA from Anopheles cruzii, 3303 nucleotides. RefSeq names its product gamma-aminobutyric acid type B receptor subunit 2 (gene GABA-B-R3). The transcript is spliced from 7 exons. Gene Ontology annotation, molecular function: G protein-coupled GABA receptor activity. Gene Ontology annotation, cellular component: membrane; G protein-coupled receptor heterodimeric complex. Gene Ontology annotation, biological process: gamma-aminobutyric acid signaling pathway; G protein-coupled receptor signaling pathway. Bases 1 to 3303 code for a protein of 1100 amino acids. The record is from RefSeq and is a predicted model, not a curated record. NCBI's taxonomy places the organism in Eukaryota, Metazoa, Arthropoda, Insecta, Diptera, Culicidae.
AUGAGGCCUACUGCGAUGGCGACGGCUUUGUUGCUGUACUGCACGGUCCUGUUGGUCCUGUGCGGUGCCCUUUCGGAUCACCAUCGGCAGUCAGCGCCGAACCUGACGAAGGAAGUUAACCGUAACAUCAUCAACACGGUGUUCGAACGGACACGGCCCGCCGGGCGGGACCGACGCUGGAAGGAGGUCACGAUCUUGGGUCUCUUCGAACUCAGCUCGAAAGCUGGCGAACGACGCGAAGGGUUCAGUGAGCUGGCGGCGGCCCAGCUGGCCGUGCAGCACAUCAACCGGCGGGGCCUUUUGCUGGGCUACAAACUGAAGCUGAUAACGAACGACACCCAGUGCGAUCCGGGUGUCGGCAUCGAUCGGUUCUUCCACGCACUCUACACCCACCAGAGCAAGCGCAUCAUCAUGGUGCUGGGGUCGGCCUGCUCCGAGGUGACGGAGAGUCUGGCCAAGAUCGUACCCUACUGGAACAUCCUGCAGGUUUCGUUCGGGUCGACGGCGCCGGCCCUGAGCGAUCGGGGCGAGUUCCCCCUGUUCUACCGCACCGUGGCCCCGGACUCGUCCCACCACCCGGCCCGGAUCGCGUUCCUGGCCCGGUUCGGCUGGGACAUGGUGGCCACGUUCUCGCAGAACGAGGAGGGCUACUCGCUCGCCGUCAACGAUCUCGUGACGGAGCUGGAGCGGGCCAACAUCACGUGCGCCGCCACCAUUUCCUUCGCCGAAACCGAUUUCAAGGAACAGCUCAAGCUGCUGCGGGACCGAGACGUUCGGGUGAUUAUUGGGAGCUUCUCGCACGAAAUUGCACCGCAACUGUUCUGCGAGGUGUACAACCUGGGCAUGUACGGCGCGGAGUACGCGUGGAUCCUGCAGGACACAUACAUCUCGUCCUGGUGGUUGACGGCGGCGGGGACGGCGUGUCCCCCGAAGGCGCUGCUGGCGGCGGUCGAGAACCUGAUAAUCGUUUCCAGCUACAACAGCAUCGUCGGCAUGGGCGCGGCCCUCAGCGGAUUAACGAACCGCAUCUUUCUGCAGAAGCUCCGCGAGAUGAACGUGUCGGACGCGGUGUCGGAGUUUGCGCCGCAAACGUACGAUGCCGUGUGGGCGAUGGCGCUGGCACUGCGCGGGGCCGAAAAGUCUUGGUCGCAGCAUGUGGCCACCCGGCGCGUCCACCUGGCGGACUACGAUUACACGCGGUACGACAUCGCCGCGGAGUUGCUGCGUCAGUUCGAUCGGCUCAAGUUCAACGGUAUCUCCGGGCCGGUAUCGUUCGAUGGUCCGGACCGGAUAGGGACAACGUCCUUCCACCAGAUUCAGCGCGGCCAACUGCAGACGAUCGCGUUUUACCACCCAAAGAACGCGACGCUCCACUUUGGGUGUCGCUCGUGCGUACCGAUCGUUUGGGCCGCCGACGGCCAGGUGCCGAUUGCGCGGCGCAUCCUGAAGCUGCGUGUCGACACGAUCGACCCGGUGGCGUUCUACACGGUCGUGGUGCUGUCCUUGGUCGGCAUCGGUCUGUCGGUGCUCUUUCUCGGCCUUAACCUGCGCUUCCGGAAGCUCAAGGCCAUCAAACUGUCGAGUCCGAAGCUGAGCACGAUCAGCGUUUGCGGGUGCAUUCUGGUGUACGCGGCCACGAUCCUGCUCGGGCUGGACCACUCGACGCUGCCCGGCUCGAGCGUCAGCUUCGCGACCAUCUGCAUGGCCCGGGUCUACUUCCUGUCGGCCGGAUUUUCGCUCGCGUUCGGCUCCAUGUUUGCGAAGACGUUCCGCGUAUACCGGAUCUUCACGCAGAGCGCCGGCGGUCUGUGCCGGGAUCGGAUCCUGCGUGACACUCAGCUCAUCUCGGUCAUCGUGUUGCUGCUACUGGUGGACGCUUCGGUCGUGUCGUUCUGGAUGGCGGCCGAUCCGCUGGAGCGCCACCUGCACAACUUGACGCUCGAGAUCAGCACCACCGACCGGAGCGUGGUGUUUCUGCCGCAGGUCGAGCUGUGCCGAUCGCGCCACUACGAGGGCUGGCUGGGCAUGCUGUACGCGUACAAGGGCCUGCUGCUGGUCGGCGGCGUCUACAUGGCGUGGCAGACGCGCAACGUCAAGAUUUCGGCCCUCAACGACUCGCAGUACAUCGGCAUCUCGGUGUACAGUGUAGUGAUCACUAGCGCCAGCGUCGUCGUGUUGGCCAACUUGCUCUACGAGAAGGUGACGCUUGCGUUCGUCAUCAUGGCCAGUUUCGUGCUCAGCUCGACGACGGCCACGCUGUGUUUGCUGUUUCUGCCCAAACUGAAGAACAUCCUCGAGCAGGGCGAAGUGUACGAUCCAAUCAUACACAGCAUGGGCCUGAAGAUGGAGUUCAACACGCGUCGGUUCGUGCUGGACGAUCGCCGCGAACUGCAGUUCCGCGUCGAGGUCCAGAACCGCGUCUACCGGAAGGAGAUUGAGUUGCUCGAUGCGGAAAUCUGCCGCCUGGAGCGAUUGCUGCUGGGCGACAGUUCGACGUCGGGCAGUCCGCGUUCUUCGGAACCGAACGUGAGUCCAUACGAUGCCGGGAUCGCCAGCGCACUACCCCGUGUGCCCGCAUCCGGUGGUGGGCUACCGAUGUUGCUGCUCUCCGUGCUGCCGCCAAUCAUUCCCCGCGCCAGCUGGCCCUCUGUCGAUCCGAUGCUGUCAUCGCCAAUGAAGCGGAACAUCGCCUUUAGCUCACAGCCCAAGAUCGACCCGUCCGUGGGGUGCCCACCGAACCCAGGAGAGCAGGCCAGCAUGCUCUUCGACGACCGGCAACCGGUAGCAACCGGUACGGGCUCCAGCGUGAUGGGUCGCAUUAAGCACAUCUUCACUCCGCGCGUACCAAGGGCCCCGUCGGUGACGGGGACCGUCGGCAGUACCGCCGUCAUCCGCAAGUCCACCCUGGCCAUAUUUCAAGAACUCGACCCGGAGUCGGACCCGGAGAUACCGCAACCGAUCUACACCAUCGGUAACUGCCACAGCGAGCAACAUAAUCUGACCGCCUCGGAGCCCCGGGUAAACUUCAUUCUGCCACCGGUCCCGGCAGCUGGAUCGCGGCGCCUCUCGUCGAACGUUCCGUCGCAGCCGGGUGCGGGACGGGAGCGCAUUCGCGGGUCGCCCCGAUUCCCGCACCGCAUCUGCCCGCAAGCCAUCAGCCUGACGGAGCUGGGCCUCGAGCGUCCCCGGCUCAGCUUUCUGACGGUGAAAAGCUGCGAGCAGAUCCACGGCCGGCAGUGCGAUUCGCGGGCCAAGUGGAAAUCGAUGGACUCGUUCUCGAGGAGUAUCGGGUGCGAGCAGUAG